GCAUGUGCAGAGCUGGUCUCGGUGGGAGAGAGCCUUCAACCGCCAUUUGGUUUGUGAGGAGCCGACUGUGAGGGAGAGACAGCAGCUCCAACCGUCCGCCCCGGGAGAAAAUUACACACCGGAGGGGGGAGGGGGGUGGGAGUUUAUCACACGACAGUACAUACAUAAAGCAGUUCUGGCCAUGGAUAAGAACGAGCUGGUGCAGAAAGCUAAGCUUUCGGAGCAAGCGGAACGCUAUGAGGACAUGGCGGCCGCGAUGAAGGCGGUCACCGAGUGGGGCGAAGAGCUGUCAAACGAGGAGCGGAACCUGCUGUCGGUCGCCUACAAGAACGUGGUGGGGGCCCGCCGCUCGGCCUGGAGGGUCAUCUCCAGCAUCGAGCAGAAAACCGGCGAGGGCGGCGGCAGCGAGAAGAAGCUGCAUAUGGUGAAGGAGUACCGGGAGAAGGUGGAGGUUGAGCUCAGGGAGAUCUGCAAUGAUGUCCUGUAUUUGCUGGAUAAAUAUCUAAUACCAACUUCGACCAAUUCAGAGAGCAAAGUCUUCUACCUUAAGAUGAAAGGAGAUUAUUACCGAUAUCUUGCAGAAGUAGCUGCAGCUGAAAGCAAAAAACAAACUGUUGAGAAUUCCCAGACAUCAUAUCAAGAAGCAUUUGAUAUCAGUAAGACAGACAUGCAGCCAACACAACCUAUCCGAUUAGGUCUUGCCCUGAACUUUUCAGUAUUCUACUAUGAAAUUCUCAACUCUCCAGAGCAAGCCUGCGCACUGGCCAAGGCGGCAUUCGAUGAAGCUAUUGCAGAGCUGGAUUCACUGAAUGAAGAUUCCUACAAAGAUAGUACACUCAUUAUGCAACUACUCAGAGAUAACCUGACGUUAUGGACCUCGGAUAAUGCGGCAGAUGAUGCUGAUGGUGGAGAGGGGGGAGAGAACUAAAUGCACGGAAGGAGCUGCUGUCCAAUCCUCUUUUACAUGUCUUCAUUCUUUAGUGUUCUACUGACAAUUCCAAGAAAGGAAUUUCUCAAUCACCAAUACUGAAUAGAUGCACAUGUGAAUGCCACAAUUUAGCCUAUGAAAAUCUGCAGCUUGGAACAAAUGCCAUUCCUUAGCUUUCUUUUGCUAAUUGUUCUGACUUUGUAGUGUGCAGUUGGGCACCUGCUACACAAACAGCAGAGAUUAAAUUUGCGGCGUAUUUGUGAAUAAGUUGAUGUAGGUCCUUUUUGGUUUGCAAAGGAAAUUUGAUUGCCAAGCGCAGCUAUUUUUAAUGAAUGGAGACUGGAAAAUUACUAAAAUCCAAAACACAGAAUAGAAAGUGUUUGAAGAGCACUUUAAAUAUGGCCAUUGAUUCUUAAAGACUAUUGCUUGAGAUUUUAGGUUUGGAAUGUGCAUACUUUGGUACACACCAGAGAGUGUAUGCCAGAUAUAAGCACAUUGUUAUUCGAAAGUUGUGUAUUCAGCUUUAGUGUCAUGGUCCUGAAGGUGGAUCAAUAUUUAUUAAAACAAGGUUUUCGGAGCUGCUUGGCAAUCUAGCAAUUUACGUUGUGUUCUGAGCUGGCUGAUCAAGAUUCAAGUCUCAGAGCUGUCUGAUGUUCUGAACCCAUUGCAUAAUGAGUUUCCUCUAUUGCUCAGAUGCCUUGCUGAAAUCCCAUUAUAGUCAAUUUUGUACUGCUUUUCAUUCCUACUAACAGGAAGUUGCAUGGCAGCUACUUGUCUUGUUUUUUGUUGGGUUGGGUUGGGUGGGAUGGGGGUAGAAAAACAGGAAAUUUUGUUUAAAAGCUGUGCAUUAAAAGAAAGUCUCAACGACAACAGAAUUAUAAAUAACUCCACCCCUCUGCUUUCUGGUAAUAAUGGACAUUAUAAUCCUAAGUAUGUAGCUUAGUGAUCUUUCCUAACUCUGCUGAAUUGAUUUCUAUGCCCAUUCUUAAACCAGUCAAACUGUAAGAUUUGUGACCCAAUUUCCAUCUCUACCAAAUCAGUCACCCUUGUACUCCAGUUUUUUUUCUUCAGAAAACCUGACCAGUUUAGAACUAGGAAGAUAGACUAGAUUGGAAAAAGUAAUGCAAGAAAGAAAUGCAGUUUCAGCUAGGUUAAUAAAAGGGAGAAAUUACUGUUGGUACAGAAUACCUGACUCUCAAUCUGUGGUGUUUUGGUAAAAAUGCAAAAUGUUAACGGAACUAUUUCCUAUAGCUUAUAGUAGUUUGGUAUAUUUCUUAUUGGCUCAUGCAGUGUUAGAUGCUCUGUGCCCUUUAUUUUAAAAUGUAAUUUGUUUUAUUAGUUAUUGAUUCAGUUCAAUCUAUAAAGUGCUGUUAUUUUCUACUAUGAAAUAUUUUUGAGGUGAAAACUGACUUAAAUUGGAUUAAAAUAAGUUGAAGGGACCUAGGACAUGUCAGAUUUGACUGUAGUUUUGUCAUCGUGGAAAUAUUGGCAGUAUUUAAUCCAGCACUGCUGUGUUUUAAUAUAUACAUACAUAUGUAUAUGUACGUAAAAUUUUAAUGAAGGAAUUACCCUAUUUUGGUUUUAAAGUUUGAAGCUGGUAACUGAAAGUAAUAUGCAAUGCCAAUAAAACAUUCUUCACAAAUUGA
Messenger RNA from Rhincodon typus (whale shark), 2574 nucleotides. Its product is annotated as 14-3-3 protein beta/alpha-1-like. The transcript has 5 exons. NCBI's taxonomy places the organism in Eukaryota, Metazoa, Chordata, Chondrichthyes, Orectolobiformes, Rhincodontidae. Gene Ontology annotation, cellular component: cytoplasm. The coding region runs from base 182 to 928 and encodes 248 amino acids. The record is from RefSeq and is a predicted model, not a curated record. Gene Ontology annotation, biological process: signal transduction.